Molecule: messenger RNA, 2929 nt
Organism: Hyaloscypha bicolor E
Lineage: Eukaryota; Fungi; Ascomycota; Leotiomycetes; Helotiales; Hyaloscyphaceae
Exons: 2
Coding region: 488-2608 (706 amino acids)
Cellular component (GO): nuclear inner membrane
Molecular function (GO): chromatin binding
Source: RefSeq, a predicted model, not a curated record
CAUUUUGCCACCCAGGGGAAAGUUCCCUUUGCCAAACAACUUCCUUGGUUGCUCCCCUCAAUGUGGCGCAGCACCGCCACAGUGGUGAUGCCUGCUGAAAAUCGCCGCUAGCCGCUCUCCACUCCUAGUUGCCCAAACAACGAAGCUAUCUCAGGCCUUAUUUCCCCAUCAACUGCAACCACCCAACUUUGCUUUUUACAUCUUCAAAUACGCUCCUUCGCUGACCUCAAAGUUGCCAUAACUUUGGCCUUUGCUUCGCGCGAGCUCUGUGCCGCAAUUUUGGCAUUCUUGAUAACAAAGGGCGACUGUUUACGAUCAGCAGCUUUUACGUCAUUGCGCCCGCCGCAACUUUGGGCUGACAUUGCCUCUUGCGCAGCAUCGAGAGGGCAUCGACCCACAUGUGCUGAGCAGUAUCCCCUUUAGCAAUCUUCUUCAUUGAACGAUUUCGACCUUCCUGCGAUUCUCAUCGCCGAGCAAAGCUAUCAACAUGUCCGAUACCGAGAGUCUUGACUACCUGCAGGCGGGUUUCGACCCCAACAGUCUAACCGUCCCUCGCCUUCGAUUCAUCCUCGUCUCCCACGCCGUCGACUACCCCUCCGGCGCCAAGAAGCCCCAACUCAUCCAGAUUUUCACCGACAAUGUCUUACCCCAGUCACGCAAGAUUCUCGCAGCUCGAGCUCGCGCCAGAAGAACAAGCAGAGGCAUCACGGAUGCGGAUUCUCAGGAUAGCGCUAUUGGGGUCGAAGAGGAGUUGAUGCCACCGCCUCCGACACCACGGGCUAGGUCUGGGAGAAAACCUUCGGGCAGAGUCAAGGCUGAGGAGAGCGAGUCAGAUGGGCCAUCUAUGAGGAGUCCGAUGAAGAGAACGCCGAGACCGAGCAGCAAGCAUGCUAGAGCUUCCGAAACCGAGUCUGGGACGGAUCUUGAUGGUGUUAAGAAGUCUGGCCGGAAAUCCCGGAGGAGUGAGGCUCCCACUCCUGUUGCAGCUGCACCUGCACCUCCUCCGCAGAUGAAAUUAGAGCAGAUGGAUGAUGGAACGCGUGUGUCAAGGAGAGAAUCUGCCUUUACGUACGACAAUCCGUUUCAGAGUGGCAGCUCUCCUCCGCCGGAAUACAGCAGUGGGGAGAAAAAGCGAAAGAGCUUAGGCUCCAGUGCCAGCAGAGAUCCCGCGCGGCGUCAGAGCAGCACGGCGAGAAAAACUACCCCUCGGCCGAAAGCAGAAGAUGGUAUUCAUCCGCCUACCUCAGCGACAUUCGAGAUUCCAGUCAGCACACUGAAUGGCAUGAAAGACGUGGACGAGAACGGUGUUGAAGCCAACGAGGAGUUCACACCCGAAGAGCAAAUGGAGUUGGUGCGAGAGAGAGCAGCCAAUGGAAUCAAUGCCGUUGGUCCACUCAGACCCAAGAGACGACAAUCUCGUGGCAUCAGCAAGAAGGGGCCUAUUUGGAUGGCUAUUAUUACUCUGCUUGGUGGUUAUGCUACUUGGUAUAGGCAAGAAAAGAUUGCUGUGGGAUACUGUGGCGUUGGUAGAGAUGCCAAGGCAAUCAUUCCCACGGAAAUCGCAGGGACGCCAAUCGUGGUACCUGACUGGAUCAAGGUUGUCGCAGAACCAGAAUGUGAACUCUGCCCUCAGCAUGCUUAUUGCUUAGAGAAUUUCGAGACUCAAUGCGAAACCGAUUUCGUCCUCAAGGCGCAUCCUUUCUCUUUGGGUGGAUUGGUUCCUCUUCCGCCUACCUGUGAACCAGAUGGAGAGAAGGUGCGCAGAGUCAAGGCAGUCGCUGACCGUGCUGUGGAAGAAUUGAGAGAGCGAAGAGCGAAGUUUGAGUGUGGUGAACUGACGGAUUCGGCUGGAUCUCCGGAGCCGACUGUCGAGAUUGAUGCAGAGGAGUUGAAGAAGGAAGUCAGUAAGAAGAGAAGAAAGGGGAUGAGUGAAGCGGAGUUUGAGGAACUUUGGGGUGGUGCUAUUGGAGAAAUCCAGGGGAGAGAUGAGGUUGUCAGUGUUGCUGAUGGACACCGCAAGCUCCUCAUCAGUACCUCACUCGCAAGACUCCCCCUCUCCUGCGCCAUCCGACGAUCCUUCCGACUCACUCUGGCACGACAUCGCCUCCAAAUUGCUUCUCUAGCCGCCCUCUCCUCUCUCAUCCUCUACGUCCGCCACAUCAUCUCCUCUCGCUCGGCUGCUAAUGCCGCUAUCCCUCACCUCGUGUCUCUCACUCUGGACAGAUUAGCUGAACAAGCAGCCCUCCAUGCUCAAGAUAAAGAAGGCUACGAAUCUUGGAUCAGUAUCGGGCAGAUGAGAGACGAUGUCCUGCGUGAUGAACACAGCAUCAAGAAACGUGAGGCGCUGUGGAACCGAGUCAAGAAAGUAGUCGAGAUGAACGCAAACGUGCGAGCAUCUCAACGUGAGGCGAGAAAUGGCGAGAUCUCUAGAGCUUGGGAGUGGAUUGGCGCAAUAGGUAGCUUUGGCAGUGGUGAGGGUGCGAAGCGACGAAAGAGUGGAAGAGUUUCCUUCUACGGUGAUGGUGAUAUGAGCUCGCCCGUCUCGGGAAUGGAUGAUGGACCAGAAGUGGUACAAAUGAAGUGGCAGGAAGGGCGACCGAUCUAUUAGGAAGCGUUUCUUUUGUCGCGUUUGUCGGCUUUGCCGUAUGAGUACUUUCUUGAUAGGCAUGUUAUGUGGGAAGGAAUUAACGGCCGAGCAUGGAUGAUACCUGGAACCUGGCUGUCAUAGAGUGCCCAAGCAUCCUAGCGAGCACGUGCGUGCGCGUGGUCCGUGCGCAAGCCCAUAAGGCUUCGCACCUCCCACGACUCACUUGCUUCUUCAAGUUUCAGUCACAAUACUACUUUGGAUUGCUCCCUGACUUGCUGCCCUUUUGGUGACCACUAUUAUACUGGCAGAUGGGGGCUUUUACUUAACUUUUAAUUAAAACCC